AUAAUUCACAUGAACAACAUAGUCCUAGGACCUACUAUCAAACUAUCAAAAGUAGAAAAUUAGCUGAAUGCUAUAAAACUCUCGAAGCUGCAUCCCAGAUUAAUGUAAUCGAAUGUGAGAAUCAAAAGGUUAAUAUGUCAACGCGUAAUGUAUUAAAUAACACUACGAAGGUUAAUAAAGGGAAUAACCUGAAUGGUAAUGAUCUUCAAGAAAUGUGUAUCACUUGGAUGGAUAAAAUUGCACGAAUUAAGGAUUCACCAAGCUUAAAGCAACAUGCUGGUAAAGUCGACGAUAGUAUAAUAAUGGUGAAAUGCAAGGAUAGUGGUAACAGCCAAUUGUUUCUUAACAAUAAGGUGGAGAAUAUUAAGUUGCAUGUGAUGAAUGAUCUUAUAAUCAAAACCCGAAGUGCUGAUAAAGAUAGAAUUGAUAAUCUAGUAGAACGUCUGUUUAAGAAAAAUAAUUUAGGCGAUC
Messenger RNA from Racocetra fulgida, 471 nucleotides. The record is from the annotation of a GenBank genome assembly. NCBI's taxonomy places the organism in Eukaryota, Fungi, Glomeromycota, Glomeromycetes, Diversisporales, Gigasporaceae.